CACCUAGCAUUGAUGUUGAUGCGGUGUUUCAAGUCAACCGCAAACAAGAGACAUUGGUCCCAGUGUCCUCACAUCUUCGUUUGAUAGUCGGGUUCCCUACAUGUGAUGCUCAUCUUGGGGAUGACCACAGUCCUGCACCGUGACGCGAACUCAACGCUGCUCUGACAUCACCUUGGACCGCAUCCUUGCCUCCGAUUAUCUGACCAUCUAUCGCAGCAUUGCAGGAUUCUCUGUCAAGUGUUAUACUUCCACUUUGGAUAUCAGUUAUUGAUUUGCAUAUCCUUCUCUACCCACUAUCUCGUCCACUUUGCUGAUCGCCUCCUAACUCUGACUUGAUGAGUUCCGGAUCAGAUCCUGCCACGGCCAACAUGUCUACCGCCUCGCGCGCUAUGCUGGCCAAAGUCCGCCAGAUUGUGCCUCCCAUGUUGGAAAAGUUCCACAAAGGCCAGCUUGGACGAGUGGCCGUCAUCGGCGGCAGUGCCGAUUACACGGGAGCACCGUAUUUCUCUGCCAUGGCAUCGGCUCGACUUGGCUGCGACUUGUCAUAUGUCUUCUGUGAGCCUUCGGCGGCCCCUACGAUCAAGUCCUACUCACCAAACCUGAUGGUCUCGCCGAUUUUGAGGUCGACUGCCUCGAUUUCGCCAGCCCAGAAAGACAAGGAUGCGUCUGGUGAGGAGCUCGCCAAGCCGAUCCUGGAUAUGCUUCCCCGUCUACACGUGCUGGUUAUCGGACCAGGCUUGGGGCGAGACACAGUCACUCAGAAGCAAGUCAAGGCCGUGAUCCAGGCCGCCAGAAAACAUGAUCCCCCUGUACCCAUGGUCCUUGACGCGGAUGCCCUCUGGCUCGUUCAAACAGAUCCCGACAUCAUCAAAGGUCACAAGGAAUGUAUCUUGACUCCUAACGUGGUGGAAUUUGGCAGGCUCGCUAAAGCCGUUGGGCUAGAUCAUCAGAAUUCUGACCCGGAGAAGGCAUGUCAGGAGCUUUCCAAAAUUCUCGGUGGAGUUUGUAUCAUCCAGAAGGGCGCCGUCGACUAUAUUUCCCAAGGCACCCAGACUACGAUCUCGGAUUUCCAGGGUGGUUUGAAGAGAGCAGGUGGCCAGGGCGACACAUUGACAGGGUCGCUAGGCACGUUUCUCGCUUGGCGUCAAAUCUACCACGAGGGGCUUUGGGACAUUGAAGGGGACAAGCUGAGUCGAGAGGAAACCCUCCUUGUUGCGGCGUUUGGCGGAAGUGCCAUCACAAGGGAAUGCUCCCGGCGUGCGUUCGAGAAGAGACAGCGCAGUCUACAAGCAAGCGAUCUCACCGAAGAGGUACACAAUGCCUUCUUGACGCUCAUCGGAGAGCCAGGCCAAGGCCCCAAGCAGAAUUUGUAGCUCACUUUCGAGUAUGACAAGGUAUUCCAAACCUCAGAUAGAUGUUGCGCAGUAAACAGUGUAUUCUGGUUGUGA
Messenger RNA from Exophiala mesophila, 1448 nucleotides. Its product is annotated as YjeF family domain-containing protein. The record is from RefSeq and is a predicted model, not a curated record. Gene Ontology annotation, biological process: metabolite repair. NCBI's taxonomy places the organism in Eukaryota, Fungi, Ascomycota, Eurotiomycetes, Chaetothyriales, Herpotrichiellaceae. The coding region runs from base 336 to 1373 and encodes 345 amino acids. The transcript has a single exon. Gene Ontology annotation, molecular function: ATP-dependent NAD(P)H-hydrate dehydratase activity.